AGAUCAGUCCCACUUGGCGGAGCUUUCGGGGAUGACGAGCGGAUCCGCGUCCUCCGUGCCUCCGUCUGAACAAGUUGGCGGGGUCUGAUGUUUCCCCGCCGAGCGUCGUCUGGGAGAGAAUGCCUCUUCUCGUUCUUGCGACUUUAUUCGGAGUCCUUCUCGACGCAGGAGAUGCCCUUCAGAUCCAGUGUUACCAGUGUGAGGAGAUGAAGCACAAUGACUGCUCCACGCCUGAGUACAUCGUCAACUGCACCGUCAACGUACAGGACAUGUGUCAGAAGGAGGUGCUGGUCAAACCUGAUGGAAUACAUUAUCGGAAGUCCUGUGCCUCCUCUGGGGCUUGCCUCAUUGCCUCCUCUGGCUACCAGCAGUUCUGCACCGGGAGGCUGAACUCCGUCUGCAUCUCCUGCUGCAACACCCCGCUCUGCAAUGGGCCUAAGAGGAAGCGCCCCGUACCCUCGGCGGCGAUGCCAAACCUACAGACGAACCAGCCUCUUCAUCUCCUCCUGAUCUCGUUCCUGCUGCCACUGAUGCUCCUCCCGCGGACGUAGACGGUCCCACCGUAUUUCCACCGUUCACCCUGGAGCCUGGACCUGCGAUCAUUGCUGUGGUAUGCUGAAGGAGCAGACUUGGACACCAUACUGGCAUUGUAUCAUCUCAGCGUCAUGGAGAACAGUGAAUCUGAUCGAUAUAGCACAACAACAACAACCCAGAAUGACACUGCAGAACCGGAAACCGGAAGUAUACCGAGCUUUCUCAAUCAUGUAUUGCUCUUGUUGCCAAAGAAGGACAAUCCAGUCUGCGACCGAGGCAUCUUUCAAUUUCUUUGCUUUUUGUGAAGUGGAGCGUUUUGUGAAGAAUCUGCUCUGAAGUUGUUUUCUGGUUAUUACAUGGUGUAAAGGUAGUGGUUACUGUAGAAAAUAAUAUUUUGAAGCUUUUAUUCUCUGGGCUUUAUUGGAAUUAUGGUUUGACGCAGCAGUGUUAGUUUUGUUUUUCGUGUUGAUGCUGUUGCUGUCGCUGCUCAGACUACUCGAUUUUUCUUAUUUCAAACUGAUUACAACGGAACUGACCUUACGAAUCCAAACCCCACUUACAUUCUUCAUAUGUUAAGAUGAAGAAGGUACUUUGUUUCAGGCAAAUAAGGACUGAUAUAUGAGGUGUCUUUCAGCAUAUUAUCCUGUCAUAUUUAUGCAUAUUUUCCACCACCAUACAGUAUUGACUGACAUUCUACUACCGGGAGUAUGAAGAAUGCUGAAAUGGUUUUGGAAAGCCUAUUUGUGUUUUUAUUCAUCCACUAUCAUCAAAUUGGUUGGCUUAAUUCUGCCAUGUGAGCACUUUAUUAGAGAUACUGUAGAGACAUUAAUAUUUCAUAUAUUACUUUUUCGAAAUGAGAUAUUGAACUGUCUUAGAACUAAACAUUAUAAAAUUUGUGUUACAUUGACAUAGUGCAGUAUAAAAACAACCUAUAAGCACAAAUACAUUCUUUUCAGGGUGAUAUCAACCAUAUUUCCCUUUAAAUUUAUACUAGCUUAGAACGAAAGAGAGUCAAACAUAUGCCCAAACCAUAGUUAGUGAUGCAUGUAGCCACUGUGGUACACCUAAUAGUGUAAUUUAUAAUCUAAUGAAAACUAAUUUGACAUAUGGAUCAUAUUUCCAUGUUCAGGUGGACAUGAUAGGAAAUUUACAUGCUUACAUUUCCCUCUAAAUCGUUUAGUUACCUAUUUAUUUUUUUCAUGUAUUUAUUUAUUUGUAUCGUGAAGUUUUAUUUGACUGCUUGCAUUAUUUUUUCCAGCCUGUAAAGUAGUAUAUUGAUAUGUAGUGAAUGUGCCGUAGGCAACAACAACGCAGACACUCGCUCACUGCAUUUUAAUGCCACAGAUGAUGGUCUGGUCUAAGGUCUAGAGCAGAGCAAAAAGAAUUUGCUUUGAGGUUCCAUCUGACGAUUUCAUUAGACCUUGACUUCACAUUAUUAUGAUAUGAAUGUUGUAAAAUAUUCCGAUACUUGUUUCAGAGCAUCAUUUGAUUGUUAUGGAGGCAAAACAAAAAACAUUUACAGUUUCAGACAGAGACGGACCAUCUGAUAAAUGUUCAUGCCGUUUUUGUUUUUUUUUUUCAUUUUACUGGUCUUCUGUGAAGAGUAACACUGUAUUCUGCUGGUAUGUGAUGUAAAUAAAUGUUGCAGA
This is a messenger RNA of Xiphias gladius (swordfish), 2183 nucleotides long. Its product is annotated as ly6/PLAUR domain-containing protein 1-like. NCBI's taxonomy places the organism in Eukaryota, Metazoa, Chordata, Actinopteri, Istiophoriformes, Xiphiidae. The transcript has 4 exons. The record is from RefSeq and is a predicted model, not a curated record. Bases 120 to 551 code for a protein of 143 amino acids. Gene Ontology annotation, molecular function: acetylcholine receptor inhibitor activity. Gene Ontology annotation, biological process: acetylcholine receptor signaling pathway.